UUUGUCGGCUAAGGCGCUUUGAACAAAUACAAAAUAUUAAAGAAUAAAUUAUAUUGCUAAUGUUCAAUUAUGUCUGAAAUGGAUAUAUCCGAGAGCAAUAAUGAAUGCUCGAAUGAUUCUCUUCUCUUGGAUCGAGUGUUUCUGCGACUUGGGAAUGCUAAUACUGACGAACAGCUGGAGAGUUGCUUAAACAGAUUUCUUCCUCCUGUUAUAUUGAAACUUUCGUCUCCUCACGAGCAGAUACGUACUAAAGUGAUGGAAUUGUUGAUUCAUGUAAACAAGAGGGUUAAAUGUCGAAAUGAAGUGCAACUCCCGGUUGAGACUCUACUCCAGCUUUACAGGGACCCAACCGCCAAUAGUUUUAUUAUUAAUUUUUCUAUAAUCUACAUAACGAUGGGUUUUCCACGACUACCUAAAGAUAAACAACUGAGUUUAACACCGUCCUUACUCGAGGCAAUUGAGAACAAACCAGCGGCUCACCAAGAUAGUAUUUUAAUGUUGGUGAUGCCAUUGUUAGGAAAUAUAAAGGAAACGGAUCUUAAUUUCAAAGAGAAGUCUAAAUUGUCAAUCUUGAUCUUAAAAUUUUCAACUGAUAUUCUUUUGUUGCCUUAUAGAGCAUUGCCCAAUCCUGGUGAGAGUGACUUUCAAGUGCCACCAGGAAUGAGUCUCAAGUCAUAUAAGAGACUCGUUGAAAAGAAUCAAAUUAACCCCAAUCAACUAGAAGAGAUGAAACUGUCAAUUGUGAAUUUCAUAAGUAAAGACGUAUUCAACAUGAACGAUAUACUUGUACCGCUUAUCGUCGCUGCAGCCGAUUCUCGCUUCAGUGUCGCGAACCACGCCAAUAGUCCUCUCAUUCGUGUAAACAGUUCCGUCGACUGGUCGUUGCCUUCGGUGGUGGGACCGUUGUACUCCCUGUACUUGGGUACGUGGGGAGGAAUGAAAGUACCCCCAGAUGACCGCAAGGUUCCAGCCUGCACGAGACUGCGUCUUAAAUUGAUUCAAUAUUUGAAUAAGGCAACUGGCGCCGCUGUUAUGUUUCCUCACUGUGUGCAAGUCGUAUUCUCAUCCUUAUUUGACCCGAACACUAAUACCCGUCUUCGCAAUAUGGCGCUGAUGUUUCUGCUAAAUGUGAUCAAUAACGGUGACGAAGUUCAAAUGAAAAAAGUAUCCACGGUAUUCCUUCAAGGGUUACUGAAGUUAAUAAGAUCCGACGAACACGUGGAACACCAGCCGAAAGCGUAUAUGUGCUUAGGCAGAUUGGCGAUGAAAUGUCCAAGCAGUUUUAACAAUCAGUUCUCGUUAUUCGAGGAGCUCGUUAAGAAGAUUCCGGAUGCUGUCCCGGAAAUGAGAACCGCCCUUCGGGAUGCCUUGUUAGAGAUGGCCAUUGCGUAUAAGAUUAACACUGAGGAUAAAUCAGAACCGAUGGAUACUACGGAAAUAGCGAGUACUUCCCAACGCGACAACGUGGACGUAGAGGAGAAUUCGGAAAGCAAGAAAUCCAAGCUCAGUCCGUUAGAUGAGCCACAAGCCCUUGCUCUAUUUGCACUUCUGGACCACUACAUGCACAGCGAGGAUUCAAUGAUCCGGUACGUUGCUAUGAGAUAUUCAGCGACUGUCUUUCCUCAAGAUUAUAUUCCAUCGAGAUACCUUCUACUCCUGGCCAGCGGAGACAGUCAAGACGACGUGUCGACCGAGGCGUUGAAAUAUCUUUAUGGUACAUCACGACUGAACGAAAUAGAGGACGUCGUUAACAACGUCUCAGUGAAAGAGACGAAUGUAGCGAGUAUAGACGAGGACGUCCCUAAGAAAGACAAGGAUAGGAAAGAAGUUCAGUUCAAAGUACCGAAUUUUAAGGAUGUCGUAAAUUACAUAUGGGAUCAGAUGCAGAAAAGAAAGAAAGGUUCAAAUGCUAAACAUAGAUUCGUUAUUAGCAAUCAGGUGUUGCAAUUUCAUCCGCAAACAUACCAAGAGAUCUUAAGGUACCUGAAAAUGUGUUUAAACCGCGACGCUAACCUAAAGGAUUGCUCCAAUCAUCCCAACGCUACUUCGCCGAUUCUCGCUAAAUAUUUCCAAGAGAACUUGCUUGAAACGGAAUCACUUGACAGAUACCUGACUAUGAUCACUUCCCUCUUAAAUGCUAGUCCAGGUGUCAUGGCACUAACCUGCUUCUUGGAUAUUGUGGGAUGUGUGCCAAAGAAGAUGUCAGAGAAAUAUACGAAUAUUUUGCCCUUCCUGAAGAACCUCUUCACGACAAGCACUAAGGAGGACAUUCGAGAAAACGCAGCAGCUAUCUACGCCAUAAUCACAGUACAUACGAAUACAAAGGCAGCCAUAGAAAGCGAGAUCAAGGAGUUUGUAACGCAAAGUCAGAAAAAUAAGAAUUUGGAAUCUCAAUGUGGUUAUUUAAUCGCAUUCACGUACUUGUGUGAGAGAUGUAUAGUGUUGUCAAAGAAGGGAAAUUUCGGCGGCAAGGGAUUCAAUCCGAGUAACUGGGAACCAUAUAAGGAAGGCGCUAAAUGCUUAGUAAAUUUCCUAUCCAGUCCUCAAACACUUCUAGUAAGUACAUCGUGCACUGCGAUAUCUAUAUUGGUCCGCUGCAGUGCUUUACCUCUCCCCAACAUUUCGUCGAAGCAAGAAUCUCUCCUACAAUCGGAUAAUCCGUUUAAAAUUGACCGAAGUAAUACAACAAUGCUCGACGAUGAAGUAACAAAGUUCUCAGCGGCCGACAGACUGUUCAGGAUCGUUGAGAACGCGAAAUUACCUUCGAAAGUCAAAGAGAGAUCACUCUCUUCACUUGGAUUGAUGUGCUGCGGCGAGAGGUUACCGUUCGCAAAACAAAUUGUUCAAGGAUUUUUGCAAAUGGCCAAAGAUAGUAAGGAAUUCGAAAUACAUCUACAAAUAGGCGAAUCGUUAGUAUUAUGCGUCGAAGGCGUUAACUCAAACGAGAAUAGAGAUCUGUGGACCGAAUUGCCAAAAGAGGGUGAAGCAAAAAUUAAAGAUUUUGAUGCGUUGAAAGAGAAUGAUGAGCUUUUGAAGUGGUUGCUCCUCGAAUUGUUCACUAUUGGCAGGCAACCGCAUCCGCAUUCCAGACAGGCAACCAGCAUUUGGUUACUGGCUCUGUUGAAGAGUUGUCCCGAGCGAGAGCCCAUAAAGAAUUCUUUACAAAAAAUGCAGGAGAUUUUCAUGGAUUUCCUAUCAGAGAACAGCGAUAUAGUCCAAGAUGUUGCGAGCAAAGGUCUGAGUCUCGUCUACCAGAAUUCGGAUGAAACUCAAAAGAAAGCGCUAGUUGCAGAAAUCAUAGACCAGCUCACCAGUGGUAAAAGAGCUGUCUCGCAGGUCACAGAGGACACAAAGUUAUUUGAAGAAGGACAAUUAGGGAAAGCUCCCACUGGUGGAAAUCUGUCGACGUACAAAGAAAUCUGUUCGCUCGCUUCGGAUUUGAAUCAGCCAGAUCUUCUUUACAAAUUCAUGCAUUUGGCUCAUCACAAUUCAGUAUGGAACUCAAAAAGGGGCGCGGCGUUCGGGUUCCAGUCGAUCGCGGCGCAGGCGGGCGCGUCGCUGGGCGCGCACGCGGCGCGCAUCGUGCCGCGCCUGUACCGGUACCGCUUCGACCCCACGCCGCGCAUCCAGGCCUCCAUGGCCGCCAUCUGGCACGCGCUCGUGCCCGACACGCAGCGCACCGUACACAAGUAUCACAAGGAGAUCCUGAGCGACCUGGUGACCAACCUCACGUCGAACCAGUGGCGCGUGAGGAUGUCGUGUUGCAACGCACUCUCUGAUCUAUUGAGAGGCGCGCAGAGCCUGCAGGCGUCGCUGCCGCAGCUGGCGAGUGUGUGGACGCAGCUGUUCCGCGUGAUGGACGACGUGCACGAGGGCACGCGCCUCGCCGCCGCCGCCGCCGCCAGCGUGCUGUCCAAGUUAUGUAUUCAAGCGUCAGAUGUGAACCAGGGUAAGGACGGCAAGGAGAUAGUGUCGGUUAUAUUGCCCGUGCUACUGGACACAGGAAUCACGAACCUCGUUCAAGAGGUCAGGAGUGUUAGCUUACAAACGGUGUCGAAGCUGGUGACGGCGGCGGGCAGCAGCCUGGCGCCGUUUUUGCCGCGACUGGUACCGGCGCUGGCCGGCGCGGCGGGCGAGCUGGAGUCCGCCAAGCUGUCCUACCUCAGCACGGCGCUGGCCGACAGCGGCUCGCGCGAGAUGCUGGACGACAUGCGCGCCAACGCCGCCCGCCACCACUACACCACCGACACCAUCGUUAAGUGUAUGCCGUAUAUAAACAUAGAAAUCUUGAAGGAGAUGUUACCGAAAAUACUAGAACUAUUAAAGUCUCCUCAACUAGGCACGAGAGUGUCGUGCGCACAUUUCCUGGUGCUGGCCGCGCACUACCUGAGGACGGACCUCGAGCCCGUGGCAGGGAAAAUCAUGACCAGUCUAUUGAACGGAAUCUUCGAUAGAAACGCAACCAUUAGAAAAAAUUAUGCCGAAGCUUUGGGACAAGUAUCCGCUUAUGCGAAGCCUCAAUCCAUAGAGAAAUUAAUGAAAAAAUUGGUAAAUCUAUUCGAAACAAAGGAGGACGAAGCGUCGAGAUCCGCCAUCGCGCUCACUCUGAAGUCUGUGGCGAAAGCUAAGAUAGAACACAUAAAAGAUAACGAGGAGAUUUUGGCGCCCGUUGUCUUCUUAGCGAUGCACGCUCCCAAAGACGGUGAGUCGUCGUCGGCGGAGACGUUCGAGGAGCUGUGGUCCGACAUGAGCCCGUCGCGCGCCGCGGGCGUGCGCCGACACCUGCCCGCGCUGCGCCGCGCCCUCGAGCGCGCGCUCGCCGCGCCCGCCUGGAGCGACAAGAUACAGGCGGCUAAAGCAAUAUCUACAAUAUGCAAGGAGCUGUCCGGCGACCUAGGGGAAGAGAGGGAGCCGUUUAUUCGUUCCGUUCUCGCUGCAAUCCAAGGAAAGACGUUCGACGGCAAAUAUCACCUUUUAGAAGCGUUAGCAGACCUUUGCGCGGUGUCGGGCGGCGCGGCGCCGGCGGGCGCGCUGGGCACGGCGUGCGUGGAGGCGCUGGUGGCGGAGAGCCGCAAGCGCUCGGCCGCGCACCGCCGACACGCGCUGGCCGCGCUGGCGCGCACGCUGCCGCACGCGCCGCCGCACAGCUUCCACCAGCUCUACGACAUCGUCAAGCUCAUCCUCUCCAAGGAUGAACACUCGUUGGAUAAAGAGUCGGACGAAGAGGGUAAUGAAGGACUGAAAAAGAGACGAGAAGAACUAACGGCUUUGAAGGAAGCCGCUUAUGAUUUAUUAGGAAAGGCUUGGCCGAAAGAUCCACAAACGCAAGAAAAGUAUCAAGAUUUAUUCUUUGAGCAUUGUUCAAAAUCUUACCCAACGAGCACUCGGUCCACGCAACUAGCGAUGUUAGCGUCCAUCGCGAGCGUGGUGGAGCGACUCGCGAUAUUGAGCGCUGCGGGCGAACCGAUGGAGACGGACAACGUGUCCUUGUCCAACCGGGAUAAAGCAAUCAGCGCUGUUACCGAUCAUGUUGCUAACAUUAUAGAGUAUACACUUAAGAAUAACAAUCAAGUGCGACAUAGAAGAGAUGCACUUAAUUUAAUGGAAAUAUUAAUAAAACAAUUACAAGAACUUAAAAAGACAGACGAAUUAAAUCAGUUAAAGGCCAUUUACCAAACCUACGCUCAAGAUUUAUCAAAGGAGUCUUCACACGAACUGCGAACCAAAGUAGAUAAUAUAAAAGUUUACUUUAAAUAGAUAAAUGAUAUCAGUCACUUGUGUUCUUUAUACCAGACUGACAUGAAGUGUAAUAAUCUAUCUUAUAAUAAAUGGUU
Molecule: messenger RNA, 5834 nt
Organism: Nymphalis io (European peacock)
Lineage: Eukaryota; Metazoa; Arthropoda; Insecta; Lepidoptera; Nymphalidae
Product: proteasome-associated protein ECM29 homolog
Exons: 37
Coding region: 70-5757 (1895 amino acids)
Biological process (GO): proteasome assembly
Cellular component (GO): nucleus; cytoplasm
Molecular function (GO): molecular adaptor activity
Source: RefSeq, a predicted model, not a curated record